AUGCAAGGAAAAAAUAAAACAUCAUUUUUGAUCAAGGAUAUUUUAGAUGACGUAUUUGGAGCUGCUCGAGCGCCGGUGAAUAAUAAUGCAAGCAAUACUGACAAUGAAACACUGACAUCCUUAGAAACUGAUCUGGAUAGACAAAAUGUAACUUCUCCUUAUCAUUCAUUUGCGCAAUUGGAAUCGAAUGAGAUGCGUAUCAUUUUAAAAGGCAAAAAACGUAAAAUUCAAACCGAUUCUAUAGAUAACAGUUCGAAUUAUUUUGACCAAUUGUUGGACCGUAAUAAAGUCAGCUUAGAAGACUACUCAGCCAGCGUCCUACAUCAUCCAGAUCGUGAUGAACCAGGUGCAAAUGAUUCCAACGAUCACACCAAGAACAGAAAGCCGAGAAGAAGAAGAACAGCCUUUACACAUGCUCAAUUAUCAUUUUUGGAAAGAAAAUUUCGCUGCCAGAAGUAUCUAUCAGUGGCAGAUCGAGGUGAUGUCGCAGAUACAUUGUGCUUGACGGAAACCCAGGUUAAGACUUGGUAUCAGAACAGAAGAACAAAGUGGAAACGCCAGAACCAAUCAAGAUUAGAACAACUACACCAGGAAAGUAAUUCAUCUGUAAAACAAUUCGAUACAAAUAUUUCGGAUGAUAAAUUACUAAUAAGAGACAAACAUACUUCUAAUACCAAUAGAGUCAUGUAUUGUCCUCCGAAUAAUUUAAACGUUGGAAGCGGAUUUUUGUCAGGAAUUAUUUUUCGACCGUUUGGUCAUUGA
Molecule: messenger RNA, 762 nt
Organism: Ctenocephalides felis (cat flea)
Lineage: Eukaryota; Metazoa; Arthropoda; Insecta; Siphonaptera; Pulicidae
Product: homeobox protein ceh-30-like
Exons: 3
Coding region: 1-762 (253 amino acids)
Biological process (GO): cell differentiation; regulation of transcription by RNA polymerase II
Cellular component (GO): nucleus
Molecular function (GO): DNA-binding transcription factor activity, RNA polymerase II-specific; RNA polymerase II cis-regulatory region sequence-specific DNA binding
Source: RefSeq, a predicted model, not a curated record